UUGUGGCUGGCAGCGGACAGCAGGGUGUUGAUGUUUGACGUUAAAAAGUGAAAAUGUAUUGGUGAAGAAUUCAUUUUUUGAGAAUCCUGUGGGGUAGUUUCACUUCUAAGUGUGUCCUGAAAAGCAUUCUACAUCAGUUCAGUCUUGAUGUUUCCCUUAUGACAGGGUGCUAUCCCUGAGUACCGUUAGUUUGGUUCCUCAACCUCAAAAUGGCGUCGGCAGAACAACUUGGAUUAAACAAAACAUGGGAAUUGUCACUUUACGAGCUACACAGAACUCCUCAAGAGGCAAUUACGGACAAUACGGAGAUCGCUGUGUCCCCCAGAAGCCUGCACAGCGAACUGAUGUGUCCUAUAUGUUUGGACAUGUUAAAGAAGACAAUGACAACCAAGGAAUGUUUACACAGGUUCUGUUCAGACUGUAUUGUGACUGCUCUCCGGUCAGGAAACAAGGAAUGUCCUACUUGUCGAAAAAAGUUAGUGUCAAAGAGAUCUUUGAGACCUGAUCCCAACUUCGAUCUUUUAAUAUCCAAACUGUAUCCGUGUCGGGAUGAAUACGAAGCUCAUCAAGAAAGAGUGUUGGAAAAGUUGCAGAAGAGUUCCAGUCAAGCAGCGUUUCUUAACUCCAUCACUGAAGGAAUUAAACUUCAGUCUCAACACCGUCAGCAGAGGAGUAACAAGAAGCUGCUUAGUGAAAAUGAUGCAACGGUCAAUACUCCUAAUCCAAGUGCUCCUACGACUCCAACGCCAGCUCAAAGUGGGUCCGAUUCCCAACCACCAUUUCAAACUCCUCAGUCGCAGGCACAGUCUCAUUCGCAGAUUCAAUUACAACCCCAGUCCCAGUCCCAAUCUCAGGCGCAGUCACAUUCCCAUGCCCAUUCCCAGUCCCAAUCCCAAGGCCAGUCACAACCACAGCCACAGCCGCAGACCCCAUUGCUACCUCAGAGUUCUGUUCAGGCACCAAGCCCUCAUCCUCCUUCUCCAACUCCAGGGGGUUCCCAGUCAUCAUCCUCAGGACACAUGAAGCCUAUUAAGCGCCCAAAGAUAGCGAUUACCUCUGAAAAUGACUCUGCAAGUUCAAGUAUGGAGGCGUCAGGUGGCCAUGACACCGCAACAGAAGGAGAAGGAGCUGAAACAUUUGGUGAGGUUGAACUUGUUUUCAAACCUCAUCCAGUUGAAAUGUCUGAUAGUCCAGUUAUGAAACUCAUGAAAGAAGAGGAUACCAUCAGAUUUCUUAAAACAACAGCUAAUGCCACAGUUGAUCAUCUUAUCAAAUACCUGGCUGUUCGAUUAGCUCUUGAGCCUGAGCCAGGAUCCCCUGACCAGCUUACCUUCUGUAUAUAUGUAUCGCCAAAUCCUGGGGCCCCAGGACAGUAUGUAAUGCUUGGUGGUGGAUCAACUUUGUAUCAAAUUGUUGAGAAGUUUUGGAGAGUAAAUAAGCCAAUUGAAAUGUAUUACACAUGGAAGGGAAAUAAGCUACCAGGUUCAUCAACAGAAUAACAGGAGGUGUACAAAUAGAUUUUCAAGUUCUUCUUUGAAUGUUGACUUUUCUCUUAAAAAAAUUAAUAAAAAAAACAAGAAGAAAGGAUUGAAAAAGUACUACGGAAGAGCUGGUUCUACAAAUUCUUCCUAUCAUAUUUUGUACCUUAACACUGCUCUGAAAUGAUAUGUAGUUAAUUUAUUUUAAUUUUCUCUGUAAAUUAACAAAGCAUAGUGAAAUAUGCUUUUUGUCAGUUAUGUGAUACUUGAGUUUUUAAGAAAUUGUUCUCUAUGAAUAUCUUUUAGUUUCUAUGGACAAGGGACAAGUGCAAAUCUGCACCGCCUCGGCCAAAUUUUCCUGAAGAGAUUGAAGAGAAAACUUGAUUUGAGACAUUUUCUUUACCUAUGCAAUUUAUUUGAAAUCUAGAACAAGUAUGUACUAUGUGGUAUGUCCAUAAACUUAGCAGCUGUUUCAGUGAAGGUUUCAAAAAUCUAACAAUGAUAUUCUCCAGGUCCCUGUGAAGUCAAAAACUACUCCCUAUGAUGAAAUUAAUGUAUAAGUGGUUAAGGUAAUAUAAUUAAAUGUUAUCUCAACAAAUGGA
Molecule: messenger RNA, 2080 nt
Organism: Frankliniella occidentalis (western flower thrips)
Lineage: Eukaryota; Metazoa; Arthropoda; Insecta; Thysanoptera; Thripidae
Gene: Sce
Product: E3 ubiquitin-protein ligase RING1
Exons: 2
Coding region: 210-1499 (429 amino acids)
Cellular component (GO): PcG protein complex; ubiquitin ligase complex
Molecular function (GO): chromatin binding; ubiquitin protein ligase activity
Source: RefSeq, a predicted model, not a curated record